UGUUCUCGCGAUAUUUGGGUUUUCUUCCUUCCCCACCCCCACCCUCGCCCGGCUUAGGCGGAUUCUGCCCAUCCCUCUACCUGGCCAUGGCCGACCCCAAGUACGCGGACCUGCCCGGCAUUGCCAGGAACGAGCCUGAUGUUUAUGAAACAAGUGAUCUCCCAGAAGACGAUCAAGCAGAGUUUGAUGCGGAGGAGCUAACUAGCACCAGUGUGGAACAUAUCAUAGUCAACCCCAAUGCAGCUUAUGACAAAUUUAAGGACAAGCGAGUGGGCACUAAAGGACUAGAUUUCUCUGAUCGUAUUAGCAAAACCAAGAGAACUGGCUAUGAGUCUGGAGACUAUGAAAUGCUAGGGGAAGGCCUUGGUGUGAAGGAGACUCCCCAGCAGAAAUACCAGCGUCUGCUGCAUGAAGUUCAGGAGCUGACUGCCGAAGUAGAGAAGAUCAAGAGCACCAUGAAGGAGUCGGCUGCCGAGGAGAAACUGACACCAGUUGCCCUUGCUAAGCAGGUGGCCAGCCUGAAACAACAACUUGUCUCCACCCACCUGGAGAAACUGCUGGGACCAGAUGCAGCCAUCAACUUAACAGAUCCUGAUGGUGCUCUAGCCAAGCGUUUGCUCAUUCAACUGGAAACAGCCAAGAGUACUAAGGUGCCCCCUGCAAGUGGGAAGAGCCCAGCGAAAACUGCGGCUGGACCAGGAAACAUGGUGACUUAUGAACUGCACUCCCGGCCUGAGCAGGACAAAUUCUCUCAGGCUGCCAAGAUUGCAGAAUUGGAGAAGCGGUUGGCUGAGCUGGAAGCGACGGUUCGCUGUGAGCAGGAUGUCCAGAAUCCUCUGUCUGUCGGAGUGCAAGGAGCUAGUCUUAUGCAAACUGUAGAGAUCCUGCAGGCCAAAGUCAGCUCCUUGGACAUGGCAACCCUGGACCAGGUGGAGGCAAGGCUACAGAGCGUCUUGGGAAAAGUGAAUGAGAUUGCCAAGCACAAGGCCACCGUGGAGGAUGCAGACACCCAAAGCAAGGUGCACCAGCUCUAUGAGACUGUGCAGCGCUGGAGCCCUCUGGCCAGCUCCCUCCCUGAGGUGGUGCAGCGCCUGGUUGCUGUGCGGCAGUUGCAUGAACAAGCCAUGCAGUUUGGGCAGCUCUUGACUCAUUUAGACACUACCCAACAGAUGAUUUCUAAUUCAUUGAAGGACAACGCUUCUCUGCUGACACAGGUUCAGAAGACUAUGAAGGAGAACCUGGCUACCGUGGAGGACAAUUUUGCCACCAUUAACGCACGGGUGCAGAAGCUUGCCAAGUGAAUCCCCUUAACAAAGUCUACAAAGGCAGGAACUGAGGUUUGCCUGCUGUCCAAAUAAGCACUAACCGCUCCGUCCCUUCCCUACCUCUGUACCUUUUCUCGUGUGCACUUAGUGGGAGUUCAGCCUUGAUGAGGGCUGGUGGACUGAGUGCUUAUCUCUGUUAGAGGGCAGGUGCGUGCGCCCCCCCCCCCCACCUCUUGCAAUGCUUUGCACCCCUGUGGCAAUUGAUGCUGACUGCAGAGGGCAGUGUUGCAUUCCAGAGUGGAGGGAGGGUGUGCUAGAGAGGGAACCAACUUUGCGUAUCCACCUGGGAAGUUGUACUCACUGCUGCUUGGCUCGGAGCCUUCUACUUGGAAAGAUUAUCUUACCUCUCAGCCUGGCAUGGAAGCAGAUUGUAUUGUUGUAUAAUUAUUUACUGUCAUUAAACACUUAUGCUUA
Molecule: messenger RNA, 1739 nt
Organism: Podarcis raffonei (Aeolian wall lizard)
Lineage: Eukaryota; Metazoa; Chordata; Lepidosauria; Squamata; Lacertidae
Gene: DCTN2
Product: dynactin subunit 2
Exons: 14
Coding region: 87-1301 (404 amino acids)
Biological process (GO): mitotic spindle organization
Cellular component (GO): centrosome; cytoplasm; dynactin complex
Source: RefSeq, a predicted model, not a curated record